UAAAUGUACGAAGAGGGCGCACGAGAUAUAAAGUUCGAGUUUGGUCAUGAAUUAAUUUUUAAGCCUUUACACACUGAAAUUCUAGAAAUCACAGCAACUAUUCUUGUAUUAUGUUUUAUUAUACCUUGUUAUCUUGAAAGGCAUUCGCUUUUGAAAACAAUACAUUGCAAAAAAACAUUAUUCAUCGUGGUUUCAAAAUGCAUGAAACUAUGGUAGUAGAGGAAGAUUUCUUUGGGCGGAUGAAAGUAAAGGGUCCAUACGGUAACACCGAAAUUAUUCGAAGAUUUACACUAGUGAAUGAAAAUGGGAUGUCUGUUCAACUUAUCACAUAUGGUGCCGCGAUAACAUCAAUCAAAGUGCCUGACAAAAAUGGAACUGUCGAGGACGUUGUCCUAGGAUUUGAUAGGUUGGAGGAAUACCAAAAUCAAACACACUAUAUUGGGUGUACAAUUGGACGUGUGGCUAAUAGAAUAUCAAAUGGAACAUUCAGAAUUGGAAACAAGGAAUACAUUCUUGAAAAGAACAAUGGUCCCAGUCAUCUUCAUGGUGGAAGUCAUGGUUUUAACAAGAUUGUGUGGGAUUCUUUGGUAGAAGGUAGCAGUGUGACCUUCUCUCACCAUAGCCCAUCACGGGACCAAGGGUAUCCUGGAGAAGUCAUGUGCUAUGUAACAUACCAACUUACAGAUGACAAUGAAGUUUUAAUAGAUUACAAAGCUACAUCAACACAGACCACUCCGUUGAAUCUAACAAACCACUCCUAUUUUAACCUUGGAGGUCAUGGAUCUGGGCCAGUCUAUAAUCACACUGUUAGCAUGAAUGCUGAUUAUUAUACCCCUGUAGAUGAGACACUAAUACCAACAGGAGAAAUAGCUGAUGUCACAGGCACAGUGUUUGAUUUGCGAAAACCUACAGACUUGGCUUCGGUGAUGAACCGAGUACCAGGAGAAGGAUUUGAUCAUAACUUUUGUGUAAAGGGAGAAAUUGGUACCAGUAGACUAGCAGCUAAGAUAUUCCAUUCUGAAAGUGGACGAUCAAUGGAGGUUUGGACAACUCAACCAGGUGUCCAGUUAUACACUGGUAACAGCCUUCCAACAGAUGACAGCUUAAAAGGGAAAGGUGGUGCUGUUUACAAGAAACAUGGAAGUUUUUGUUUGGAGACACAGCAUUAUCCAGACUCUGUUAAUAAGCCAAACUUUCCAACCUGCAUCAUCGGACCAGGAGAACUGUAUCAACACACAACAGUCUUUAAGUUUGCUAUUGAAGAAUGAAAGUGCCAAGAGGAUGUUAGAGCACAGAUGUUUGUUUUAUGCAUCUUUAAUACUAAUGAUAUAUACAGCUGUAUGGAAAAUAAGAGCUUAAAUUGAUAAAAAUGAAAUUUUGUAAGUCUUCCAGAGUUUUUGUAUCAACUAUUGCUCACAAAUGUUGCUCAUUAGAUUGUUUAAAGUACUGUUCUUUACUACAUUAACUAAUAAAUAUGUGUGAGACUUAUCCAAUUAACAAGUACCAAAAUUAUUUCUUACGAAGGAUAUGAAGAUAUAUUUUUCUACUUGUUAUUCUCAAAUAUGUGUUUUCUAACAUAAAUUACCAAGAUUAUUAAACGUUUCAGUAAUCAAGUUAAUUAAGACUUAGAGAAUUUGUAAAGAAUGUUUUUUAUAAAGCUGCUUUUGAUUUUUAUAAUUAAGUGUUAAGCUAAAUUAUUUUUUGUAAUUUGGUGUAUUUGCACACCUUGCACAUUUGAUAUUUGAUGUUUAUAAAUUGAAAUAUGAAACCAGCAGGUGUUAUUGAUUAACUGAUAAUUUUGUCAGAACAUUUCCCUUUCUUCAUGAAACUUGUUUGGAUUUUGGAUUUUUUUCUUCAAUCUUUAUGGAAGCUUUUGUUUAAUGACAUAUAAUGAAGUACAUAACUAAAAUAUAUAUUAUUGCUAUGCACCUUUUACAGUUAUUAGCAUAUUAAAGAAUGCAUGUUGAAGCUUCUUUAGUUAAGGAAAGUUUUUCUAAACCUAAAGACACAAUAUGUAACACAAUUAUUUCAUAGAGUAUAAUUUUUGCCUGUUAUAUUCUGUUUAACACACAAAACUGCAGCUGGAAAAACCUCGAGAAAAACCAAGCUUAAAGUUCAAAAACUGAAUAAGCAUUCAGCUUGCAAACAUAUUUUGUCAACUUCACAGGCAAGAGAUGUAUUUUGAAUAAUAUUCUUCAGUUUCUGGUGUUUUACUACAAUGCCAAGAAUAUACAAGUGAAGUUUCAUCUAGAGAAACUCUUAACCUUAAAUAAAAACAUUGUAUCUAAACACUUGUAUUACUGUUUUUUUAUUUAAAACUAAUAGUAUUUCACUUUGAAUAUGAUAAUGAAUUUAAAAGAAUCUUUUUAAGAUUCUUGACCUUAGUUAUUUACUAUGUCAGUGAUUUGAAAAACCCUUACCUGUGAAGUUUGAUUCCUAAAUUGUUCAUACAUUAGUAUUCUUUAAAGUGAAUUCCUGUUUAUUAUGCUUUUCUGAUUCACAUGUAUUUCAACAAAGUCUUACAAAUCAUACAAUUAUAAGCUGAUGAAAAAUGCAUGCAAAAAAAACUAUAACAUUAUUAAGCACAAGUAAUAGUAACAUGUUUUAAAUGUAUUUAUUUUGUUUAAUAUAGUCUUUCAAGCACCUUUUGUGUCAAAAAAUUUUGAAAACAGGUUUUCACUCAAAAUUUAGAAGAAAAUUAUGAAUUUUUAAAGAAUAAAAGCAACAUUUUUUUUCUAAUACAAA
Limulus polyphemus (Atlantic horseshoe crab) is the source of this 2745-nucleotide messenger RNA. Its product is annotated as aldose 1-epimerase-like. Gene Ontology annotation, biological process: beta-D-galactose catabolic process via UDP-galactose, Leloir pathway; glucose metabolic process. The transcript has 7 exons. Gene Ontology annotation, molecular function: carbohydrate binding; aldose 1-epimerase activity. NCBI's taxonomy places the organism in Eukaryota, Metazoa, Arthropoda, Merostomata, Xiphosura, Limulidae. The record is from RefSeq and is a predicted model, not a curated record. The coding region runs from base 198 to 1268 and encodes 356 amino acids.